Molecule: messenger RNA, 3305 nt
Organism: Pogoniulus pusillus (Red-fronted tinkerbird)
Lineage: Eukaryota; Metazoa; Chordata; Aves; Piciformes; Lybiidae
Gene: SEMA4C
Product: semaphorin 4C
Biological process (GO): negative regulation of axon extension involved in axon guidance; axon guidance; muscle cell differentiation
Cellular component (GO): synaptic vesicle membrane; plasma membrane
Molecular function (GO): semaphorin receptor binding; chemorepellent activity
Source: RefSeq, a predicted model, not a curated record
GCCGCCCGGGCCCGGCCGCCGCCGCCGCGCCCCGAGCCAUGGCCCCCCGGUGGCUGCUGGCCUUGGUCACCGCUGCCACCGCCGCUGCCACCGCCGCUGCCAGCCCCGCGGGGUCCUCGUGGAGCCUGGUGCCACGCAAAACCGUCCCCUACGCCGAGCUGCAGGGCGUGGCCAAGCGGUUCUGGCAGGGGGGGGUCUCUCACUACCUGACGCUGACGCUGGACGAGGCUGAGGCUCUGCUUUACGUCGGUGCCCGCGAAGCUGUUUUUGCCCUGGCCACUGGCAGCGUGGAGCUGAAGGCAGCGAUCUCCUGGGAAGCUCCAGUGGAGAAGAAAGCUGAAUGCAUCCAGAAGGGCAAAAACAACCAGACUGACUGCUUCAACUACGUUCGGUUCCUGCAGAGCUACAACAGCUCUCACCUGUACGCCUGCGGCACCUUCGCCUUCCAGCCCAAGUGCACCUACAUCGAGCUGUCAGGCUUCACCCUGGACCAGGUGGCAUUCGAGGAUGGCAAAGGGAAGUGCCCCUAUGACCCUACCAAGGGGCACACAGGCCUCAUCGUGGAUGGGGAGCUCUACUCUGCCACCUUCAACAACUUCCUGGGCACGGAGCCUGUGAUCCUGCGCAACCUGGGCCCCCACUACUCCAUGAAGACAGAGUACCUCACCUCCUGGCUCAACGAGCCUCACUUCGUGGGCUCAGCCUUCGUGCAGGAGAGCUCAGGGAGCAGCACAGGAGACGACGACAAAGUUUACUUCUUCUUCAGCGAGCGAGCGGUGGAGUUCGACUGCUAUGCCCAGCAGGUGGUGGCAAGGGUGGCACGGGUCUGCAAGGGGGACGUGGGCGGUGCCCGCACGCUGCAGAAGAAGUGGACGACGUUCCUGAAGGCCAGGCUGGUCUGUGCCCUGCCCGAGCAGCAGCUGCACUUCAACCGCCUGCAGGCAGUCUGCACCCUGCCCGCUGCCCGCUGGCAGGACACUGCCUUCCUGGGCGUCUUCCAGGCGCGAUGGGGGGACGUGGACGUCUCUGCCAUCUGCCGCUACCACAUCCUGGAGGUGAAGAAAGCCUUCGAGGGGCCCUACAAGGAGUACCGAGAGCAGGCGCAGAAGUGGGGGCGCUACUCGGACGAGGUGCCCAGCCCCCGCCCUGGCGCCUGCAUCACCGACUGGCACCGGCAGAACGGCUUUGCCAGCUCGCUGGAGCUGCCCGACAACACCCUCAACUUUGCCAAGAAGCACCCCCUGAUGGAUGAGCCCAUCCUGCCCCACCACGGCCGCCCCCUGCUCCUCAAGAAGGAUGCCAACUUCACCCAGCUGGUGGUAGACAGAGUGCCCGGGUUGGAUGGCACCGUCUACGAGGUGCUCUUCAUCGGCACAGGCGACGGGUGGGUACACAAGGCGCUGAACCUGGGCACCCAUGUCCACCUGGUGGAGGAGCUGCAGGUCUUUGAGCCGGCACAGCCUGUGGAGAGCCUGGUCCUGGCUGCCCGCAAGAAGCUGCUCUUCGCCGGCUCCCGCCUGCAGGUGGCACAGCUGCCCCUGGCAGACUGUGGGCGCUACCAAUCCUGCACCGACUGCGUCCUGGCCAGGGACCCCUACUGCGCCUGGAGCCACAAUGCCAGCCUCUGCGUGCCCACCCACGGCCUCAACGGGUCGCAGCUGGUGCAGGAUGUGCUGAGCUCCGACACCAGAGCCUGCAGCCAGCCCCAGGUGGCCAAGCAAGGACCCAGCAUCACCCCCAAGAACGUGACGGUGGUGGCGGGCACCGACCUGGUCCUGACCUGCCGCUUGGGUUCCAACCUGGCCCAGGCCCUGUGGACCUUCGAGGGCAAGGCGCUGGCAGCCGAGCAGGCGCUGGUGCUGCACGAUGCCAGGCUGCGUGCCCUGGUGGUGCCAGGGGCAGGAGCUCAGCACAGCGGCACCUAUCGCUGCUUCUCAGAGGAGCAAGGUGCCCGCCUGGGCAGCGAGGUGUACAGGGUGGAGGUGCUGGCAGGCCCCGGGGUGCCCUUAGAGACGAGGGCACCUCUGGAGAGCCUGGGGCUGGUGUGGGUGGUGGCAGUGUGCCUGGGUGCCCUCUGCCUGGUGCUGGUGCUGGUGGUGUUCUCCCUCUGGAGGCGGCUGAGGGAAGAGCUGGGCAAAGGUGCCAAGGCCAUCGAGAGCACCUUGGUGUACCCCAUCGAGCUGCCCAAGGAGCCUCCCAGCCCCCACUUCGUGCCCAGCGCCGGCUCCGACUCGGACGAGAAGCUCUGGGACCCUGCCAGCUACUACUACUCGGACGGCUCGCUCAAGAUCGUGCCAGGCCAUGCCAGCUGCCGCAACGGGGGCCCUCCCGGCGCCUCCUCGCCGCCUAAUGCCAUCCCCGGGCAGCCUCUCCACUCGCCCACCCGCAUCCACCUGGGCCCCCUGCGUGGCUCCUCCUCCAACGGCUACAUCCGCCUGGCACUGGGCACCGAGGAGCGCCCACCCUGCGCCGACCUGGCCGAGGAGCUGCGGCGCAAGCUGCAGCAGCGCCAAGCCCUGCCCGACUCCAACCCCGAGGAGUCCUCGGUCUGAGCCCUGGCACCGCUGGCAUCGCCGCCGCCCAGCAGCCCAACCUACCUCAGGGGCAUUUCCCCACCCCCCUCCAGGUGCCAGCGCCUGCUGUGAGAUCGUCGCCUUGGCACCAGCACCCGGCUUGGGGCUGCGACCUGGGCACUGGCACCCACUGAGGUGGUGCUGGUGCUGGCACCCAGCUUGGGUGCAGUGGUGGCUUUUGGGCUGCUGCCUGUCUUGGGGACAGGGUUGCCAUGCUGGGCAGUGCCAGUGUCUUGGGGCUGGGGCACCAGCACCCAUCUCGGGGACAGGAGUUGACACCCCAGUGCCAGGAGCUGGGCUGGGGACUGUGACACUGGCACCAGUACCCGUCUUGGGGACAGGAUUGCCACUCUGGCACCAGUAUCUGCCUUGGGCACCCGUCAUGGGGACAGGGUUUGCCACCCCAGUGCUGGCAGCCAGUUUGAAGACUGUGAGACUGGCACCAGCACCCAUCUUUGGGCACAGGACUGCCACUCUGGCACCAGCAUCUGUCUUGGGAGACAGAGCUCUCCCCCCAGUGCCAGCAUCCAGCUUGGACACUGCCAUGCCAGCGCUGGCACCCGUCUUGGGGCCACAGCUCUGGCACCAUAUCACACAUCCGUGGUACUGGCACCAGCCUAGGGGCCAGGACUGCCACCUCCACGGCCACUUUUGAGGCCGUGGCACCAAUGCCCCCUUCGGGGGCUGGCACUGCCAUCCCAGUACUGACUUAAAAGAGCUGUGGCACUGGCA